Messenger RNA from Cadophora gregata, 3740 nucleotides. RefSeq lists its product as uncharacterized. Lineage: Eukaryota; Fungi; Ascomycota; Leotiomycetes; Helotiales; Ploettnerulaceae. Bases 203 to 1768 code for a protein of 521 amino acids. The transcript has 3 exons. The record is from RefSeq and is a predicted model, not a curated record.
AAGGCCUUAUGGGAAAUGAUUGAAAAUCCAAUAUCAAGAACAGACCUUAGUCCGAGUGAACAAAUGGGAUGCAGAGGCAACUGGCAGGACUGCGGAACAUCUCCGCCAGCGUCCGAGCUUCCCCGCCUCCAACAGCGAGGUCCUUUCAACAUCACCGCCAUCAAACUGCAUCCUGCACAUUUCCAUCACUUUACUGCCCAUAAUGUCUGCUGAUGAUCAAGCAUUCCUAGAUAUUCUCUCCUCAGUCCCCAACGAUAUCAAAAGAUAUUCGAACGACGUCGCCGAUUACGUCGACCGCCACCUCGAGAAGGUUUCCAACACUCUCCGCGAAGCCCUCUCCUCCUCGCAAUGGAUUCCCGAAUCUGCCCGUCCUAGACCUCCACCACCACCACCACGAACUUUCACCGAAACCAUCGCUUCAUCUAGUACUCUCACCACGCAAAUCCACCGAUGGAUCUGUAGGAAUAAGAUCCUGACGACCGUUAUUGUGAUAGCACUUGGUGGAGUUACAUACCAUGUCAUCAAGCGGAAAUCAAAUUACCGCAAGAAGCGCAGAGCGAAGCGUGCGAGUAAUGGCGCGAGACUGGAGGUUGUAGUUGUAGCCGGGUCACCAUCUGAGGCUAUCACGAGGUCUGUUGCGUUAGAUCUGGAGAGGAGAGGAUUUAUUGUGUAUGUGGUAUGCAAUACGAUUGAAGAGGAAGUGCUGGUCCAAAAUGAGUCGAGGCCGGAUAUCAAACCUCUGAUGAUUGAUAUUGUGGAUCCUUUCAGCGCCCGCGCCUCUAUCGACCGCUUCACAGCACACCUCCAAACCCCCCACGCCGCUUUCCAAGGCGCAAAACACCACCACCUAACCUUCCGGUCUCUAAUCCUUAUCCCAGCCUCAACCUACCCGUCCCUCCCCAUCGCCGCCCUUCCCGCUUCAACUGUCUCCGAUCUCCUCAACACCCGCCUCCUAACACCCAUCCUCACCCUGCAAGCUUUUCUACCUCUUCUCCAAACCCUCCCUCUAUCACACCCGCAUUUCCACUCCAGCUCCGGCUCACCAUCGCCACCAUCUUCAGCAGAAGGACCAAAACCCUCAAUCCUCCUCCUCACGCCCUCCAUAAUCACCUCUCUCUCGCCCGCCUUCCACGCCCCCGAAGCACUCAUCAACUCCGCCUUAACAUCCCUUUCCACCGUCCUAACAGCCGAAUUAUCCCCCCUCAAGAUCCCAGUCACCCACCUCCAGCUCGGCACUUUCGAUCUGAGCGCCUUCACGCCUCAUUCUCGCAACACAUCUUCGCCGGCGGCUCAGAGAGCAGAGACGCUGAAAUGGGAUGAUAGUACAAGGUUGGCUUACUCGAGGAAUUUCGUCGCUAUGACUUCCUCGAAAUCUGGAUCUGGAUCUGGAUUGGGAAAAGGUACGCCAUUGAGGGAGCUGAACAAUGCGGUGUUCGAUGCUAUUGUUCGAGGGCGAGGAGGCGUGAUCCGGAUUGGGAUGGGAAGUGGACUUUAUGGAUUUGUGGGGAGGUGGGUACCUAACGGGCUGGUGGCGUGGAUGAUGGGUGUUAGGAGGGUGGAUGGGUACGGCUCUGGUGGUGUAGUUGAGGGGGGGUUUGGGAGAGGUUUGAUUAUGGCUCGGCCUGGGAGUAGCGAGGGGAGCGAGAGUGACAGGGGCCUUGAGUCACCAAGGGGAAGAGUGCCGAUCAGUGGGCUGGGGAUUGGAGAUAGUGAGUAUAUCUCUGUCCAUGGGGAGAGGGAUGAUGAGGAUGGAGGAGAGGGCAUUUAGAUUUGGUGGCAGAAGGAUGGAUUGGAAAUGUCAUGGAAAGGCGUUCUGGGAAUACCGACUGGGAGAUCUCUACUACAUAGUGUCGAAUAUGGUCGGAUAGGAAAGGGUACGAUAGGAUAUGACCCGGAGCAAACUCUCCGUUCAUCAAGCGAGCCGUAAAUACCAAGUCUUCCGUCUUCAGCUCACAUCAGCCACUUCAUGUAAUCUACUCACUUCACCACGUCACCAAGUCUGCGCAAUCGUCCCAAAUCAGUGAAUUUCAUCACGCAGUAAAGCAUGAAUUCCCGUCUUCCACAUCUACCUAUUCCCAUCAUCAACCUGCGACCAUCUCCAUCCGUUUCCCCGGGCCGUCCUCUAGUCUCAAUUCCCAAGUCCUCCGCCAACGAACCCUAUAAGUAACGCAUCAAUCCUUCCAUCGCGCUCUCGGAAUCCGAUCCGAAUGUAAUCCCGUAGCCUGUUAAUCAUAGCUUACAACAGCGGGGUGCAUGAUAGCUUUGAGACAUGAAAUAGACGGUGUGCAGCCACAUGCAUGCGGCUCAGCCCUGGAAUAUGCAUAUCGAAGCUUCAGGACCCAGCCAAGGACGCCUUUGCUUCCCGUGCUCUGCUCGAUUGGUAUGGGAAUAGAGAGCCAUAAUGAAGAAUGGAUCGAUUGGUAGGAAGACCACUCCGUGUCUUAGUAAAUCCGACAAACUGUGAUGGGCAAAUUGUUUCUCUGGUUGCGAAGAUCGAUUGCAUUGCAUGAUCGAUUUGUGUGAUUGGCUUAAUGAAAGCCGAUCGAACACGGCAGUCGGUUUGCAGCUUGAUUGGUUGUAUAGCAGCAAGCAGAUCUCAUCGUCGUCGCAAGAGUACCCGUAGUCCCAUCUUAAAGCUGUAUGCAUAAACCAUCUCGUGUUGCAAUGCCCCUUUGCCUAGGUGCAUAUGAUGGCUCAGCUCAUGUGUACCGCAAAGAUGAUUGCGGGGUUUCCUCGCUUGCAUCCUUCCCAGCGGUUUUCUUCUUUGAUGUUGGUAGAAUUUAUCCGUGAUAGCCUCGUCCUCUUCUUCCUUGCUGGCCUCCUCUGCCUCGUCCGCCACCCCAGUUCGGACCUCCUCCACCAUGGUGCCAUCUUCCUCGACCUCGUCCUCCGCCUUCUCCAUCAUUGUAGCGUUCUCGUUCAGCUGCUUGCUCUCUCUCAGCUCGUUCCAUCAGUAAGCGCUGUUCUUCUGCUAGCUCUUCUGGGUCUUUCUCAACCUUUACUGUGGGUUUGGGAAGGUCGGUCGGCCAGCGAGGAUGAGCGUUCUUGCAUGUCUUUCCAUCUGGACAGAAUCCAGCUAGGUAGAAUACACAGAGGUUCUUGCGAACAUGACGUUGUGAGCAUAUUGGUCCGAGGGGGCAAAAUCCUUUCUCGUAGUGGGGGCAGGGUGGGAGCUUCGAGGAUGGGUCGAGAUGCAGAUAUAAACAUUCAUCUAAUGAUUAAUAAUUAGCAAAGUAAAGAUGUGUAUAAAAAUAACUGAACAUACCUCCAUUCGAGCAGUAUCCAUUCUUGGCAAAGAAAUUACACUCGGGCAUUUUUCUCAGGUUGUAUUCGUGCAAGAACUCGCAGCUCUCCCCCUUCUUGCACAGACCCCGCAGCCAAUGCUUGCAUACUAGAUUGUUGAAAUUUGAGUUAUUGUUCGCAGAUGUGUGUCUGUCAGGGCAUUUGGGCCCCAGAGGGCAGUGGCCUUGAAGGUAGGCCUUGCACGUAGGGCGGUCUGGCGUGAUGCCAUGGCGAUAGUUCUCCAGCAGGAAUGGCGAGAAGGAGAAGCUGUAUUUGGGGGCUUGAUGCUCUAGAAUCUGUCGUGCAAGAUCCUUUGGCCCUGGGCCGAGAGACAGGACGGCGGCCAUGCUGGUUGCUUGGAUUUAGCUGUGUCUGCAGUUGAAGUCGGAAACAGCUUCCAAAGCAGCCUGGCAGGCUGAAUAAUGCCGGCGCGUGAAGUGUGGCAAGGAUUCUCGAGA